CUAUGUUUAUACUUUCAAAAUCCGUGUAACCCAUCUGAUGUAAAUGUUCGUAUAAAGGUGUUCCCUGAAAACGAGAAACUGAUUUUGUUUGUUAAUAAAUUAAUAAAUACUAUCUUGUACCUGUAUAACAAUCUCUUCAUCUUCGUCAUCGACAUUAUCGACACUCAUGUUAACAUUUGUAUUCAAACCAAAUACAUAACGUACAACAAUACAUAUAAAGUAUUCUUAUUAUAACUGUUUAUUAAUAUAUUUCUUCUUGGAUUAAGAAUAUACUUCAAAUAAAUGUAGAAAUGAAGCUUUCAAUAUACGUCUUUCCAUUCAUAUUAUUAUUUUUUCUGUGUUUGCACGCGACCACCGUGUAGUAAUCGUAACACAACCUCUAAUAUGUAGCGUGAUGGAAUGAAGGUUAAUGUUUGUGAAACACGCUUUUGUAUCUACAAUAAAUUAUAAAGAAAGAUCUGUACAAGGUAUUUGAACUUAUUGUAGUCAUCAACUGUUAUUGAACAAUGAAAAAUUUAACAUUAACUCAACGCGCCAGUCGUCCUUUAAUUUUUCUGAAAGAUCAGAUUUUACAACACUCAAAUGCUUCAACAAUACUACAUACAGUUAAUUCAAUCAACAACGAUUUUUAUACAUUGUUAAAAAACAAGUUAUAUAAAAUCCCAUCAGAUUAUGAGAAAAAUGAAACAUCUUUCGAUGUGGAUGAAAAUUUAGAGUUAGUUGGUUUAGAAUAUUGCAGCAUAACACAGGAACUUCUAGCUGCCUCUAAAUGUGGCGAUAUCAUAAGAAUAAACAUAGAAUCUGGAUUUGAAUGUGAAAUAAUGAGUCAGUUAAAUAUAGAUUUACAAUGUAUGAAACUAAGUCCAGACCAUGAAAUUAUAAUAUUAAUUACAAGUAAUGGAAUUGUAAUUACAAUGGUAUCCAAUUUUCAAAUAAUAUCGGAGGUAGAUUUGUACGCUUCAGAUUUUGGUCAAAAACAAUUUGUGACUGUUGGAUGGGGUAAAAAAGAAACUCAGUUCCAUGGAUCAGAAGGAAAGAAAGCAGCAGUAGCUGAACCAUUGAAACUAUCUCAAAAUGAAUGGGAUGAUGAAUCUUAUAAAAUAACAUGGCGGGAAGAUGGUUCAUUAUUUGCUGUUGGUUUCUUACACCGUCAGAAUAAAGUAAGAGAAUUUAAGAUAUUCAAUAGGGAAGGAAUUUUACAAUAUACCAGUGAACCUACCAAUGGCUUAGAAGAACCAUUAUCAUGGAAACCAUCUGGGAAUUUAAUUGCAACCACACAAACUUUACCUAAUAAACAUGUUGUUGCACUGUUUGAGAAGAAUGGCUUAAAGCACAGAGAAUUUUUGCUUCCCUUUAAACCAAAAGAAAUUACGGUGAAGGAUUUAUUUUGGUCACCAGAUUCAGAGAUCUUAACUCUUUGGUGUAUUGUAAAAGAAGAUUGUUCUUCAAUUCUGCAGCUAUGGACAGAAAGUAAUUAUCAUUGGUACUUAAAGCAAACAAUUAGAUUUCCAAAGGAUAAUACAUUAAUACACACAACAUGGAGUAUAACAUCUUUUUCUAAAAGAAUAAUUAUGUUAACAUCCAAAGAGCUUAUUACAUGUGAUUACAACUGGUGUGUUAAUCAUAGUAGAGGUAAAACUAUAUAUGACAAAUCUGUUGUUGGGGUAAUUGAUGGAAAUAAGUUAUUGAUGUCUGGCCUUAGAAUAGGAGUUGUACCACCACCAAUGGCACACACUAUUCUAGAAAUUUCUGAACCAAUAAAUGCUAUUGUUUUUGCACCAGAUGUAGAUAAUAAAAGCUCUUGGGUAGACAGUAACACAUUUUUCUGUGUUUCUCAAAGCAAUAAAUUAAUAUUUUAUCAACCAAUAACAGAUUCAUUGAUGCUGGACUACAAACAGAUUGGAUCAUAUGAUAUUAAGUUGCAUAUUUCAAUAUCAUUUGAAAAUUUUCUAUAUAACAUGCAGCAUUUUCUUUGGUUGGAUGAAAAUAAGAUUUUGUGUUCUUUAUCAGCAAACAAUCAAAGCUUUCUUUGCAUUUUAACUUUAAAUACAGUAUCUGAUCCAAUGCAAGAUCAGCUGAUAGUAGAGGAAAUAUCAUCCGUACUCUAUAUGGGUGAUUUAAUUCAACACAUUGUACCUUCUCCUAAUUCAAAGGAGGCUUACAUAGUCACAAGAAAUUCCAUUGAUGUAUAUACAAAAGAAUCGAAAUUUGUUCCAAUAAAUGUACAAUUACCCAACUAUACUUACAAAGUGGAGGUGAUAAAUAUUGGUACAAAAGACGUUGUAUUAUCGUUGUCGCACAGACAUUGUUUGUCUAUAAGUGGAAAGCAAAUUGCCAAUAAUAUUACCAGCUUUUUUGUCCAUUCGGAGUUUUUACUUUUGACAACACUACAGCACACACUAAUAUGCGUGAAAAUAAAUGAAGAGGGCUUUGAAGAGUUGAUUAAGCAUGACUUGACCAUUAAGCCUUGGGAAAAUCUUAACAGUGAAAAAUCCUUUACAGAGUUAAAUAUUAGACGAGUGGAAAGAGGAUCUCAGCUAAUCGCGGCCAUCCCUAGGGAUUCAAAAACAAUUCUACAAAUGCCGCGUGGAAAUUUAGAGUGUAUACAACCCCGAGCCUUAUCCUUGUACAUAAUUGGAUAUUAUUUAGAUAAUUGUAAUUAUCUAGCUGCGUUUGAUUUAAUGCGCAGACAGAGAAUAAAUUUAAAUCUGAUUUAUGAUCAUGAUUCUAAGAAGUUCAGCGAGAACGCUGAAAAAUUUGUAGAGCAGGUAUCCAAAUCCAGCUGGUUAAGUCUAUUUCUAACCGAAUUAGGAGACGAAGAUGUUACUACAACGAUAUAUGCAAAUUACUAUAAAAAAUCAGGUCAAACAAACACAGGCAAUGCUAUCACGGACAAAGUUGAAUUAGUUUGUGAUUUAUUAAGAAAUAUUAUGGAGUGCAAGAAUACAGGGAAUUAUUUGAUUCAACCAAUAUUAAUUAGCCUGGUUAAAGAUAAAAGAAAGCAAGGACUGGAGGGUGCAUUGACUAAAAUAAAUGAGCUUCGAAAAUUAGAAGCCACUGGUGGAAAUGUAGAAUCUAUAACAUCCGAUGAAGCACUGAAAUAUUUAUUGUACAUAGUUGAUGUAAAUGUACUCUUCGAUACAGCUCUAGGAAUGUACAAUUUUGAUCUGACAAUGUUUAUCGCAUCUAAAUCACAGAAAGAUCCUAAAGAAUAUAUUCCAUUUUUAAAUGACAUGAGGAAACUCGAUGAGAAUUACAUGAAAUAUUCCAUUGACUUGCAUUUGAAACGUUACGAAUCAGCACUUAAACAUAUAGUUAAAGAAUCAAACAGAUUCAAUGAGUGUAUAAAUUUAAUACGUAACCACGACUUGUAUACAAAAGCGUUAAAACUAUUUCAAAAGGACAGUGAACAGUACAAAGAAAUAGCUAAAAUUUAUGGAGAAUUCUUGCUGAAAAAGAAACAUUAUCGAGAAGCUGGAAUCAUGUUCAACAGGAGCAAUGAUUUAAGGGAGGCUUUGAAUGCUUACAAGUUAGCUGGAAGCUGGCAAGAUGUGAUUAUUCUUUUAACACAAUUGAAACUGGGAGUAACAGAGGAACGCGCGGUUUACAAGGAACUUGCGGACCGAUUAAAAAGUGAUAAACGGUAUGAAGAAGCUGCACAUAUUUUAAUUAAUUAUUUAAACGACGUUGAGGAAGCGAUAGUUUCCUUGUGCAUUGGCAGACACUGGAAAGAUGCUGUAAGAAUUGCAUAUGAAAGAGAAAGUUCAGAUUUAGUUGAGUCUCGUGUGAGAUCAAGUGUAUACGAAUAUGCGGAUCACAUAAUGUCUCAAAUAGAAAAGAAUAAACAGAACUUUGAGCAAUACAAAUGCCGCCUAGCUGUAGUCAGAGUUAAUAUUUUAGAAAGAAAUGCACGAUCUACCAUCGAAAUGAUUGGCGACAGCGAGACAGUGUACGACAGAGGUAUCUCAGACAUUCUUAGCGACACAAGUAGCGUUGCCAGUUCAACGUUCACUCAAAAAUCAAGACUGUCCAGUUUAUCUGGAAAAAGUUACAGGUCUCGCAAGAAUCGUAGAAAGCAUGAAAGAAAGCUCUUGAGCUUGAAAGAGGGCAGUGCUUUCGAGGAUUUAGCAUUAAUACAAGCUUUAUAUCAGAUUGUCAGCAAUACAUAUAAAGAAAGAGACGAAUUGAAUGUAUUAGUACAAAUGCUUUUAUACUUCUAUGAUGAUGAAUAUGGAAAGAAAUUGCAGAAUUGUAUGGAACAGUUAUUACGCUUAAUUGAGAAAAGUAAAUCUGAAAUUUGGGAUAAAUCUGCGCCUUCGAGCUUAUCAGAAAUGGAAAGUGUAGAACUAUCCAGUCAGUUUCAAGGAGUGUCUCUGUCUCAUAAAUCAAUUGAGCCUUAUAUUACACACCCACCAGAAUCUAACACUUCAUCUUGGAAACUGAAUAUAUUUUAGUAUUGGGUGAUUACACAUUUUGUACGAAAAUAUACGCAGAAUUAUUUAAUAAUGUUUUAAAUCUCUGGAAAAUAUGUUUGCCUUUUUUUAUUUAAAUAAUAGACCAUUUCAUAUAAACUUUUCCUACGUAAAUAACAUUAAAAAUAUAUCGCUAUUAUAAUGAAAUUAGGUUUCAUUAUUGUACAUGAAGCAAGUAUUCUGCUUGAGAAUAAUUGAAACACGAAUAUUAUAGCGUAAUAUUUUAAUUGACGCUAAUGAUGUGUAUUGUUUCCUAGAAUAUUAUAAUUUAUUUUUCACUGAUAUGCUUUUCACAUAAAUUUCAGAUAAUUACAUGCUCCGAAUGCAGCGAGUGAAUUGAUAAAAUACCAGGAAUGAACAGUCAUACUUGUAUAUUUAUAUAAACUAACAUUAAAACUAUUCAUAGAGCUAAUAUCAAAAUAAAAAGUCUUUUUAUAAUCGUGAAUAAAAAUUAAAAUUCCUUCAAUAUUACAGUAUAAAAGAUAUAAUUUACGGGUUAAAUACCUAAAAAUCAGGUUUUAAAUUAUAUAAAAGUUCAGCAAACAAUUAAGUUUAAAUAUUUUAAAGAAUAUUUAAAUACCAUCCAGCUUGAGAGGUAUAUUGGUUAAAACCAAUGCGCAUUUCUCAAACAGUAAAGGUAUCAUGUUAUUACAGUUACAGCGCAAUUUAGAAUGAUUGUUAAUCGUACGGUUUAAUUCUAAACGCACCAAUUUUCACGAGACACAAUUAAAUAAUAUACUCGACCAUUACAGAAAGGAACUUUCGGUGAGCAAGUCAUUUUUUACUCAAUCUUUCCGAUUUUUCAGACUUUUAAUAUAACUUAUUUUGCCGAAUUUUUAUCCAAUUCAAAGCCAGAUCCAUCGGCAAACAUUAUUCCUUAGUUUCAUUAUAAUAAUAAAAAAAGUAAGUUCAGUACCGUUUGACUAUACUCUCAUGCUUGCUUUCCUUUUUCUUUCCUACACUAGAAAACUUUUUGUAUACAGUUACUCUAAAUUCCGUAAUUAUGUGUAAGAGCGAGAAAACCUUCAACAAGUAAUUCACGUGUUUAUGUAUCUACUAGCUCUAAGAAAGCAGGCAUAUUUUAUUAUACGAUGUGCUGUACCGGUGCCAGGAAUACUCUCUAUAAACGACGUUACACGAAAUUGCUUAUUAAAGUUUUUCUCCUUCAUAAACUACAUGUAACUCGUUAAAAUACAACAUUAAAAUCGUCCCAUUUUUAAUAGGACUACGCAUGGGACUAUAUUUUUAAUAGGGCUGAGUUAUAGACCAACCCGCUAAUUUUCUGGUGAAUUUCU
Nomia melanderi (Alkali bee) is the source of this 5767-nucleotide messenger RNA. RefSeq names its product elongator complex protein 1 (gene Elp1). NCBI's taxonomy places the organism in Eukaryota, Metazoa, Arthropoda, Insecta, Hymenoptera, Halictidae. Gene Ontology annotation, cellular component: elongator holoenzyme complex; cytosol. Gene Ontology annotation, molecular function: tRNA binding. The record is from RefSeq and is a predicted model, not a curated record. Gene Ontology annotation, biological process: tRNA wobble base 5-methoxycarbonylmethyl-2-thiouridinylation.